ACGCGCUCCCCGCCCCCUCCGCGCCGGGAGCCCGAGCCCAAGCCGGAGCCCGAGGAGGGCGAAGGGGCGGCGGGCGGCGAGGAGGCGGCGCGGGAGGCGGCUGGUGCCGCGGGGCCGCCGCCGCCUCUGAGCCGCGCCGAGCGCACGAGCGCAGCCGCGUCGCUGCGGCCCCGGCCGCGCCAUGGGGAAGGAGCAGGAGCUGGUGCAGGCGGUGAAGGCGGAGGACGUAGGGACCGCGCAGAGGCUGCUGCAGAGGCCGCGGCCCGGGAAGGCCAAGCUCCUGGGCUCCACCAAGAAGAUCAAUGUUAACUUCCAGGACCCAGAUGGCUUCUCGGCUUUGCACCACGCGGCCCUGAAUGGCAACACGGAAUUGAUCAGCCUGCUGCUGGAGGCCCAGGCUGCUGUGGACAUCAAGGACAACAAAGGCAUGCGGCCGCUGCACUAUGCGGCCUGGCAGGGCCGGAAGGAGCCCAUGAAGCUGGUGCUGAAGGCGGGCUCGUCCGUGAACAUCCCAUCUGAUGAGGGCCACAUCCCCCUGCACCUGGCAGCCCAGCACGGUCACUAUGAUGUGUCUGAGAUGCUGCUACAGCACCAGUCUAACCCGUGCAUGGUGGACAACUCGGGGAAGACGCCCCUGGACCUGGCCUGCGAGUUCGGCCGCGUUGGGGUGGUCCAGCUGCUUCUCAGCAGCAACAUGUGUGCGGCGCUGCUGGAGCCCCGGCCGGGAGAUGCCACCGACCCCAACGGCACCAGCCCUUUGCACCUCGCAGCCAAGAAUGGCCACAUCGACAUCAUCAGGCUCCUCCUCCAAGCCGGCAUCGACAUUAACCGCCAGACCAAGUCCGGCACGGCCCUGCACGAGGCUGCGCUCUGCGGGAAGACAGAGGUGGUGCGGCUGCUGCUGGAUAGCGGGAUCAAUGCCCACGUGAGGAACACCUACAGCCAGACAGCCCUGGACAUCGUGCACCAGUUCACCACGUCCCAGGCCAGCAGAGAGAUCAAGCAGCUGUUGCGAGGUGGGCCCAGGCAGGGCAGAGGGGCAGUGGCUGGGGCUGGGGCUGGGCCAGAUCAGCCCGCAGGACUUGGGGGGCCCCCUCCUGUAUCCCCAGAGGCCUCGGCGGCCCUGCAGGUCCGGGCGACCAAGGAUUAUUGCAACAAUUACGACCUGACCAGCCUCAAUGUGAAGGCGGGGGACAUCAUCACAGUCCUUGAGCAGCAUCCGGAUGGCCGGUGGAAGGGCUGUAUCCAUGACAACCGGACGGGUAAUGACCGGGUGGGUUACUUCCCGUCCUCCUUGGGCGAGGCCAUCGUCAAGCGUGCAGGUUCCCGAGCAGGCACUGAGCCAAGCCUGCCGCAGGGAAGCAGCUCAUUGGGACCUUCUGCACCCCCAGAGGAGAUCUGGGUGCUGAGGAAGCCUUUUGCAGGUGGGGACCGAAGCGGCAGCAUUAGCGGCGUGGCUGGUAGCCGGGGCAGUGGGGGCCACACCCUACACGCGGGCUCUGAGGGUAUCAAGCUCCUGGCAACGGUGCUUUCCCAGAAGUCCGUCUCCGAGUCCAGCCCAGGGGACAGCCCCGCCAAGCCUCCAGAAGGCUCUGCAGGUGCAGCCCGGUCCCAGCCUCCAGUGGCCCAUGCCGGGCAGAUCUAUGGGGAGCAGCCGCCCAAGAAGCUGGAGCCAGCAUCGGAGGGCAAGAGCGCCGAGGCCGUGAGCCAAUGGCUCACUGCGUUCCAGCUGCAGCUCUAUGCCCCCAACUUCAUCAGCGCUGGCUACGACCUGCCCACCAUCAGCCGCAUGACCCCUGAGGACCUCACGGCCAUUGGUGUCACCAAGCCGGGCCACCGGAAGAAGAUCGCGGCAGAGAUCAGCGGCCUAAGCAUCCCCGACUGGCUGCCUGAGCACAAACCCGCUAACCUGGCCGUGUGGCUGUCCAUGAUCGGCCUGGCCCAGUACUACAAGGUGUUGGUGGACAAUGGCUAUGAGAACAUCGAUUUCAUCACUGAUAUCACCUGGGAAGACCUGCAGGAGAUCGGCAUCACCAAGCUGGGACACCAGAAGAAGCUGAUGCUGGCUGUGAGGAAGCUGGCAGAGCUGCAGAAGGCUGAAUAUGCCAAGUAUGAGGGAGGCCCCCUGCGCCGGAAGGCGCCCCAGUCACUUGAAGUGAUGGCCAUUGAGUCUCCGCCCCCGCCUGAGCCCACACCGGCCGACUGCCAGUCCCCUAAAAUGACCACCUUCCAGGACAGCGAGCUCAGUGAUGAGCUGCAGGCUGCCAUGACUGGCCCAGCUGAGGUGGGGACCACCGCUGAGAAGCCCUCCAGCCAUCUGCCACCCACCCCGAGGGCCACCACACGGCAGGAGUCCAGCCUGAGUGGUCGGGCACGGCACAUGAGCAGCUCACAGGAGCUGCUGGGUGACGGGCCCCCUGGGCCCAGCAGCCCCAUGUCUCGAAGCCAGGAGUACCUGCUGGAUGAAGGCCCGGCUCCCGGGACCCCGCCCAAGGAGGCCAGGCCAGGCCGCCACGGUCACAGUGUCAAGAGGGCCAGUGUGCCCCCUGUGCCUGGCAAGCCACGGCAGGUCCUCCCACCAGGCACCAGCCACUUCACGCCCCCCCAGACUCCCACCAAAACCCGACCAGGCUCUCCCCAGGCCCUUGGGGGACCUCAUGGUCCAUCCCCAGCUACGGCCAAGGUGAAGCCUACCCCGCAGCUGCUGCCGCCAACAGAGCGCCCCAUGUCACCCCGCUCCCUGCCUCAGUCACCCACGCACCGUGGCUUUGCCUAUGUGCUGCCCCAGCCUGUGGAGGGCGAGGUGGGGCCAGCUGCCCCGGGGCCUGCGCCCCCACCCGUGCCGACUGCUGUGCCCACACUGUGCCUGCCCCCCGAGGCUGACGCAGAGCCGGGGCGGCCCAAGAAGCGAGCCCACAGCCUGAAUCGCUACGCAGCAUCCGACAGCGAGCCAGAGCGGGAUGAGCUGCUGGUGCCUACUGCUGCGGGCCCCUAUGCCACGGUCCAGCGGCGCGUGGGCCGCAGCCACUCGGUGAGGGCACCUGCAGGUGCCGACAAGAACGUUAACCGCAGCCAGUCCUUCGCUGUGCGGCCCCGAAAGAAGGGGCCCCCGCCACCCCCGCCCAAGCGCUCCAGCUCGGCCCUGGCCAGUGCCAACCUGGCGGAUGAACCGGUGCCGGACGCUGAGCCUGAAGAUGGCCUGCUGGGGGUCCGCGCACAGUGCCGGCGGGCCAGUGACCUGGCCGGCAGCGUGGACACGGGCAGUGCCGGCAGUGUGAAGAGCAUUGCGGCCAUGCUGGAGCUGUCCUCCAUUGGGGGUGGGGGCCGGGCUGCCCGCAGGCCUCCCGAGGGCCACCCCACUCCCCGCCCUGCCAGCCCAGAGCCGGGUCGGGUGGCCACCGUGCUGGCCUCAGUGAAACACAAAGAGGCCAUCGGGCCUGGCGGGGAGGUGGUGAACCGGCGCCGCACACUCAGCGGGCCAGUCACUGGACUUCUGGCCACUGCCCGCCGGGGGCCUGGGGAGUCGGCAGACCCAGGGCUCUUUGUGGAGGAUGGCACUGGCCGGCAGCGGCCUCGGGGUCCCUCCAAGGGCGAGGCAGGUGUUGAGGGCCCGCCCUUAGCCAGGGUGGAGGCCAGCGCCACACUCAAGAGGCGCAUCCGGGCCAAGCAGAACCAGCAGGAGAACGUCAAGUUCAUCCUGACCGAGUCUGACACGGUGAAGCGCCGGCCCAAGGCCAAGGAGCGGGAGGCCGGGCCUGAGCCACCACCACCACUGUCCGUGUACCAGAAUGGCACUGGCACCGUGCGCCGCCGACCGGCCUCGGAGCAGGCUGGGCCUCCGGAGCUGCCCCCACCGCCCCCGCCUGCCGAACCCCCACCCACCGACCUGGCACACCUACCCCCACUACCCCCGCCUGAGGGCGAAGCCCGGAAGCCGGCCAAGCCGCCUGUCUCUCCCAAGCCAGUCCUGACGCAGCCCAUGCCCAAGAUCCAGGGCUCACCCACACCCACCUCCAAGAAGGUGCCGCUGCCAGGCCCUGGCAGCCCAGAGGUGAAGCGCGCCCACGGCACACCGCCGCCCGUGUCUCCCAAGCCGCCGCCGCCGCCCACGGCGCCCAAGCCCGCCAAGGCGGCCGCGGGGCUGCCUUCGGGCAGCGCUGGCCCUUCGCCCGCACCCUCGCCCGCGCGCCAGCCGCCCGCCGCCCUCGCCAAGCCGCUCGGUACGCCUCCCUCGCUGGGCACCAGCCCCGUCAAGCCCCCGUCCCCCGGCGCGCCCGCGCUGCACGUGCCCGCCAAGCCCCCGCGCGCCGCCGCCGCUGCCGCCGCCGCGACCCCCGCCCCGACCGAAGGCGCCUCGCCCGGGGACAGCGCCCGGCAGAAGCUGGAGGAGACGAGCGCAUGCUUGGCCGCGGCGCUGCAGGCGGUGGAGGAGAAAAUCCGGCAGGAGGACGCGCAGGGCCCGCGCGACUCGGCGGCAGAAAAGAGCACGGGCAGCAUCCUGGACGACAUCGGCAGCAUGUUCGACGACCUGGCCGACCAGCUGGACGCCAUGCUGGAGUGAGCGCCGCCUCGCCGGGCCCGCCUGCGCCGCCCGGGCCCUCCCCGCACACUGACCUAUACCUCAGGAUGGGCGCGUCUGGGCGCGGCGCGAGCGGCCGGGCAGGGCCCCGCACAAGCACAACUCCGGCCCCUGGGGUCGGGCCGGGGCGCCCACCGGGGACCGCCUGGCCGGGGGCUCCAAGGGCUCUGGGCAGACCCCGCGCCUGCGCGUCCUCCCCAUCUGCUGCUCCCCAUGCAAUACCUGCUGGGCCUCCUGCCUGUGCGGAAGGGGAGGGCGCCCCGGGACCAGGGAUGGGGCAGCGCACAGGCCCGGGCCCAGCACAGAACUGCCCAUCGGGACGCCCGGUCAGCCGCUCAGGCGCAGCACAAGGGACAGGGGACCAGGGUCAGGGCCCCCCUGCCCCACCGCACCCCCAGAAUAUAAGCUAUCAAGAGUAUUAAUUUAUUGGGAAUGAGCUGAGGCGGAUUUCCCCAGAGAAACAAAAAGGUAUAACUUUAACAAAUAUAUAUUUAAAGAAAGAAAUAUUAUUGAUUCUAUAGAAAACCAUUUACCAACUGAAAGGACAAGAGUCUAGCUCCGGACAAAAGCUGUUAAGAGGACCAGGCUGUCUGCCUGCGGUCCUUCCUCCCUCCGGCCAGAGUGGAGGCCCCAGGCCGCUAGCACAGGUGGAAGGCUGGGGCCCCGGGGCGGGUGCUCAGGCGGGGGCUCCUCCGCGCUUCUCUCCUAAGUUCUCUGCGCCCCAAGAACUCGAGGUUGUGCCUUGCUCUUGGCGGCCAUGUCCUCCUCCUGGCGUGGCUGUAUCGGGGUGCGGGUGGGUGUGGUGAAUGUGGGUGUGUCAGUGUGGCGGCCACGUGGAAGCAGGGCACGUAGCAGGCCAGGCCAGGGACUUGCAGCUCCUCUGAGGGCGUGCCUGGCCUCCUCUGGGGCCUGUGCAGGCAGCCUGUCCACCCCGCCGGAGUUCCCACGGACGCUUCUGCUCAUGGUCCAAGGCUGUGUCGUGUGGUCAUUCUCACCCUCCCUUUUCCUCUCUCUGUCCCUGCUCCCUCCAAGAAGUACUGACUGGUCUCUAUCGUGUUUGCUGAUCCACAGUGUUGGGCACAACUUUGACGUUUCUUAAAAAAAAAAUUUUAAAAAUGCCGAAAACCAGCGAUUGUGGUGUGGGGCGGGCGGAGGCGGCUGGCGGAGGUGGCGUCCGUGCGUGCAGGGCCCCUUCCCGCUGUCUCACCCCGUGCUUCCCUGUAAGUGGACGUGCCCAGCUGUCCCCCCAGGCCUCUCCUCAGUGGGCGGCCCAGGCUGGGCUCCAGCAGGCAGGGAGGGGAGGUUUGGGCAAGGCGCUGCUGUUGGCUGUCAAUAAACAGCAGGAAACA
This is a messenger RNA of Chlorocebus sabaeus (green monkey), 5928 nucleotides long. RefSeq names its product CASK interacting protein 1 (gene CASKIN1). Gene Ontology annotation, cellular component: cytoplasm. Gene Ontology annotation, molecular function: protein binding. Lineage: Eukaryota; Metazoa; Chordata; Mammalia; Primates; Cercopithecidae. The record is from RefSeq and is a predicted model, not a curated record.